Molecule: messenger RNA, 1227 nt
Organism: Aureococcus anophagefferens
Lineage: Eukaryota; Pelagophyceae; Pelagomonadales; Pelagomonadaceae
Exons: 2
Biological process (GO): nucleus-vacuole junction assembly
Molecular function (GO): protein-membrane adaptor activity; protein binding
Source: RefSeq, a predicted model, not a curated record
AUGGUCGAGCAGGGCGGUUUGCAACCCCUCAUCACGCUGGCCUACGCCCACGACCCGGACGUGCACCAGCAGGCGGCCGCCGCGCUCCGGGGUCUAUCGGUGUCCGCGGAGAACAAGAUGAAGGUCGUCCAGGAGGGCGGCCUCGAGCCCCUGACGCGCCUCCUCGCGUCCGAGGACGUGGAGAUUUUGAGAGAGGUCUGCGCGGCGCUCAACAACCUGUCGCUCGGCGACGAGAACAAGUUCGAGAUCGCCAAGUGCGGCGCGGUGCCGCCGCUCAUCACGCACUGCCAGAGCGACGACAUGAUCAUCGCCGCCCAGUCCUGCGCCUGCCUCGCGAACCUGGCGGAGAUGGAGGAGAACCAGGAGAUUAUUGCCAGGGAGGGCGGCGUGCGGCCGACGAUCGCGGUGAUGCGGUCGCGCUACGUCGAGGUGCAACGCGAGGCCGGGCGCCUCCUGGCGAACUUGUGCGCGUCGGACUCGGAGACGUCGGACCUCAUCCUCUUCGACUCGGGCGCCGUCGCCGCGCUCAUGCCGCUGGCGACGUCGGACGACCUGGAGACGCGGCGCUGCGUGUCCUUCGCGCUGAACAACGUGGCGUCGAACGAGAAGAACCACCGCGUGCUCGAGCGCAUGGGCGUGCUCCGGCCGUUAGUUACCUUGCUCCGCGACAAGGACCAGGACACGCACCUCCAGGCGUGCCUCGCCGUGCGCCAGCUGAGCCUGACGCCCAAGUGCCGCUUCCAGUUCGUCGAGAUGAAGGGCCUGCAGCCGCUGCUCGCGCUCGCGGACAGCGACUCCAUCGAGGUGCAGCGCGAGCUCGCGGCGGCGUUGCGCAAUUUGAGUUUGAGCGAGGCGAACAAGAUUAGCAUCGUGCGCCACAACGGCAUGGACGUGCUCAUCAAGUUCGCCCACUCGCUGGACGUCGAGAUCGCCCACCAGAGCUGCGGCGUGCUCGCGAAUUUGGCGGAGUCGCUCGAGAACCAGGGCCCGAUGAUCGAGACGGGCCUGCUGCAGCACCUCAAGUUCGUGCUCCGGUCCAAGUCCGUCGACGUCCAGCGCGAGGCCGUGCGCGCCAUCGCCAACCUGUCCGCCGAGUACUCGCACACGGCCGCGAUCGUCGCCGCGGGCGCGCUGCUGCCGCUCGUGCCGACGCUGAGCUCGCCCGACUUCCUCUGCCAGCGCUACGCGGCCAUGGGCGUCGCGAACCUGGCGACGAACAUGGGCAAC